Molecule: messenger RNA, 544 nt
Organism: Cladocopium goreaui
Lineage: Eukaryota; Dinophyceae; Suessiales; Symbiodiniaceae
Source: the annotation of a GenBank genome assembly
CAAACUCGGACCCUGCUGAGCUUCUGGAGCUCCAUGGUUUUUAGGUCUAAUGCCGGAGUCCAGUGCUCGAAACGUGGCAACGCAUGGUGAGAGGAAAUCCCGAGUGGGGCUGUCAGCCUUGGGGUCCUUAAUCUCCUCGAACCGACGGACCAAUGCCCGCAUGGACAGAACACAGUUCGAGGGAGCCGAGAAGGAGUUGAGGAGGGUUGGUGGUGAUGAAGAAGUCGUUGCUUGCUACAAGCAGGCAGCAGAGCGGGAAGCCAAAGUCAUUGAGCAGGUGACCAACGGCCGAAUGAAAGUCUCGGGAGAUCGCAUCAUCCCCAACCAGGACAAGAAAAGAAACUCCCGGAGUCGAUCGAGAUCGAGAGAAGCCAAGAAAGUGACGUCGACGUCAGCUCAAAGUAGGUGAAGGGGUUGGAACAUGGUGAAAACCUGAGGGAAUUGCAGAUCAGACUAGUUUGAUGAUGUUUGAUGUUUGCAGCUCCGGCAAACUGUAGGCAAGAAACCAUACUCCGCAAACCAUCAAUGGCGAAGUCCGCGUGGC